GAACAGCUUGCCUAUACUUAUUCUGACAUCUUUGCGAAGCUCUUCCAUUCCAUCUACUUGGUCUCCUCCCGCCGGAGACGAAAUCUUCUCUUGCUCGAACAACUCCGCGCUGGGUCGCAGCUCGCGGCAUCGGAUUUGCAACGGAUGAUCUCCUUUGCAAAUGUACCGAUUUUCUGCGUCAACAAGGAGUUGCGCAUUGAGGAGUGGAAUCAGAAGAUUGAACAGCUCACAGGCGUUAGUAAAGCUGAUGCCUUGAACCGUUUUCUGCCCGAGUUCUACUCAAAACAAUCAACGAACUGGUGGAAUGAUGCCGGGCGCUUGCUGCAAGACACCUU
Cladocopium goreaui is the source of this 335-nucleotide messenger RNA. Lineage: Eukaryota; Dinophyceae; Suessiales; Symbiodiniaceae. The record is from the annotation of a GenBank genome assembly.